Molecule: messenger RNA, 1622 nt
Organism: Morus notabilis
Lineage: Eukaryota; Viridiplantae; Streptophyta; Magnoliopsida; Rosales; Moraceae
Product: protein BTR1
Exons: 9
Coding region: 160-1167 (335 amino acids)
Biological process (GO): regulation of gene expression
Cellular component (GO): cytoplasm; cytosol
Molecular function (GO): mRNA binding
Source: RefSeq, a predicted model, not a curated record
CACAACUCACGAAAAGAAAAUUUCCCCUCAAUCUUGCGAAGAGUCUCAAAACCAAAAACCCUCCAUUCUCUCUCUCAACAUCUCUUUCUCUCUCUAGUUCGUGGACUCGCUGUGUUCUCCGAAGAGGAGGAGGUGAAGAAGAAGGGGAAGCAAGUAGGAAUGGAGUCGACGGAGUCAUCUUACGUUUCGUCUCCGGAGGCGCCGAGGAAGCGGUCUCCGCCGCCGCCUAAAUCACCUACCGCCGCAGAGUCUAUGGAGAGGCCUGCAUACAUUAAGUUUCUUGUAUCAAAUGCUGCAGCUGGUUCUGUUAUUGGAAAGGGUGGGGCAACAAUCACUGAUUUUCAAUCAAAAUCUGGUGCGCGAAUUCAGUUGUCCCGCAAUCAUGAGUUUUUCCCUGGAACAACCGAUAGGAUCAUUAUGAUAUCUGGAGCAAUUAAUGAAAUUAUCAAGGCAAUGGAACUUGUUCUAGCGAAAUUACUGAGUGAGCUCCAAACUGAAGAAGAAAAUGAUGUUGAUCCACGAAAAAAAUUGAGACUAGUUGUUCCAAACGGUUCUUGUGGAGGCAUAAUUGGGAAGGGAGGGUCCACCAUAAAGUCAUUUAUUGAAGAAUCCCAAGCGGGCAUCAAGAUAUCUCCUCAGGACAAUAAUUAUCUUGGGAUAAAUGAUAGGCUAGUAACACUGACAGGAACUUUGGACGAACAGAUGCGAGCAAUUGAUCUGAUUCUUUCUAAGUUGGCUGAAGACCCUCAUUACACACAGUCCAUGAAUGCCCCAUUUUCAUACCCUGGUGUUUUCUCAGGUAUUCAUGGUACUCCAUAUCCACAUGUGCUUCCUUCUGUUGCAACAGCAUCAUACAAUCAAACGGGCUAUGGACCAAAUGGCGCUGGAGGAAAGUUUCAGAAUAACAAGGAGGAUCGGAGUAACUCGGUAACUAUUGGCGUUGCAGAUGGACACAUUGGAUUCGUUGUUGGUCGUGGUGGAAGGAAUAUCAUGGAGAUCAGUCAGGCGAGUGGUGCUAGAAUAAAGAUAUCGGAUAGAGGCGAUUUCUUGUCUGGAACAACAGAUAGGAAAGUCACAAUCACGGGUUCCCAGAGGGCAAUCUGCGCAGCCGAGUCGAUGAUAAUGCAGAAGGUAGCCUAUGCUUCCGAGAGGAUAGCGGAGGAUUAAUUCCCAAGUAUUGCAAUUCAUUCUUUUUGGAAUGUUUUUGGUGGGCCUGCUUACAACAUUUCAUAUACAGUUGGUUAUUUAAAUGCGUCCACUUAACGUCCUCACAUGUGAUAAAUUAGUCAAAAAAAAAAAAAAGAAAAAAAGGUCAGAAUACCUGUUGUAGGGGCGAGAAGGAAAUUUUCUUUAUUUUUUUUUUUUAAUUGUCGACGGAGAGCAAUUUUUCAAACUUGUAUGAGAUCAGGGUCUAAAUUUCAGAAAACCAAAAAGUUGGAAAGAGGGCAUUAUUAGUUGACCAAAUAGAAUGUUUAGAGUUAUUUAUUUGUUUAUUCAGUUGUAACUUCUGAAAGUGGCAGGUUUGUCUGAUUUAAUAUUAUAUCUUCAUUGAACAGUUUUAUUGACGUUAAUAUUUUUGAGGAUUCCGAAGGAACAAGAUUUCAGCAUUCAUUUACUCGAAA